This is a messenger RNA of Diaporthe amygdali, 1119 nucleotides long. RefSeq lists its product as uncharacterized. NCBI's taxonomy places the organism in Eukaryota, Fungi, Ascomycota, Sordariomycetes, Diaporthales, Diaporthaceae. The coding region runs from base 1 to 1119 and encodes 372 amino acids. The transcript is spliced from 5 exons. The record is from RefSeq and is a predicted model, not a curated record.
AUGUCGUCUGCCUCGCAGGUGGGCGCCGCCCAAGCCCCCUCGGGUGUCACUCCGGACUUUGAUAACCCGGCGGACGUACUCCGAACGGUGAACUAUGUCACCCAGGCGCUAAGCUUAGUGUUCGUGACGGUGUUCAUUUGUCUUAAGACCUAUGCCAAGUCUAGCGUCCUCCGCGGGACAUGGAAUCUUGAAGACUACAUUACUUAUUUCUCAUAUGUUCUCUUUAUUGGCUACUGUGUUGACAGCAUCUUUGCUUCCCAAUAUGGCGGCGGCAUUAAUCAAUGGGAGGUUACUCUGGAUCAGAUCCCCUCUUUCUUGAAGACCGGAUAUGCGGCGACCAUUUUCUAUGCCCCGAUGGCUUUAAGCGUCAAGAUGGCACUGCUCCUAAUCAUCGCCAGGGUCUUCGGGUCGGUGCACAAGAAGACAAUCAUGGGUAUCUACAUCUUCAUGGGCCUGCUAGGAGGCUACUACUUCUCCGCCCUCGUCGUCAAGAUCCGGAUCUGCUGGCCGAUCCACGCCUACUGGGAGGGGGACAUGAGCAAGUGCCUGGACCAGCGGGCCAUUAUCAUUGCCGACGCUAUCGUCAGCGCCGUCAGCGACCUGGUCAUCCUGCUGCUGCCUACACCCCUCACGUGGUCGCUUCAGCUGCCGCUGAGGAAGAAGCUGCGCGUGGCUGGCAUCUUGUGCGCAGGUGGCAUUGCGACCGCCUUCUCCAUAUACCGGCUCGGGAUGAUCAUCGACGAGGGCAACUCGAUCAACCAGACGGUCGUGUUUAUUAAGGUCAUUCUAUCUGGAAACGCAGAAAUAGGACUAGGAUUGAUUUGCGCUUGCCUCCCAGCAGUCACAGCACUCUACACGCGCCGCAAGGGGGGCAGUGGGUACCAAUCGGGAUAUCACUCAGGAGCCUACGGCAACAGGUCCAAGGGCUACCCGGACUCUUCCGCCGCCGGCAUGUCCAAGAAUAAGAUCUACGUCAACCACUCGAUCCACAUAGGGACAGUCCCACGAGGCGAGGACGAAGAAGCGAGGGCAGGGUCGGCGGAUCAGUGGAGCAGAAGCCAGGACCAGAUCGAGCUGGUCACCAAUGCACAAGGGAUAUCGGAGUCGAAAUGGACGUGA